AUGUCAACCGAUACCAGCACCACCAACAGCACCCCUACCAGCAACAGCUCCUCCGGUUAUACCUCACCUUCAUCAACCUCAACCUCGACUCGAACCUCACCAUACUCUACCAAGGUAUCUUCACCCCUCGCCUUAUCAGACUACAACCUCAAGCUUACCGCAAUUGAGGAACCUUCAGAAGGGGAAUUGAAACCUUCCAAGAAAUGUACUCCGGAGGUCUACACCGACAUUCAAUCUCAAGAGAAAAUAUCGAGAUCCACACGAUCGAUCACGAAGUACAACGAAAACGAGUAUAUCUGGUUCAAGGGUUGUACGAGUAGGAGAGUUGCGGAGAAGGAGGGGGAAUAUAUUUGGUUUGAUACGAAGAGAUGUAAAGGGAGAAAGGGGUAUUGA
This is a messenger RNA of Kwoniella botswanensis, 393 nucleotides long. RefSeq lists its product as uncharacterized. NCBI's taxonomy places the organism in Eukaryota, Fungi, Basidiomycota, Tremellomycetes, Tremellales, Cryptococcaceae. The record is from RefSeq and is a predicted model, not a curated record. The transcript has a single exon. The coding region runs from base 1 to 393 and encodes 130 amino acids.